Molecule: messenger RNA, 342 nt
Organism: Wasmannia auropunctata (little fire ant)
Lineage: Eukaryota; Metazoa; Arthropoda; Insecta; Hymenoptera; Formicidae
Exons: 3
Source: RefSeq, a predicted model, not a curated record
AUGAAGACUCAAUUACUUGCAAUUUCAAUAGUUGUGAGUUCGAUGAGCGUCAGUUUAUAUCGUCUUUGCGAAUAUAUUGUGGCAAAAAAUAUUGUUGAUGCGAGUAUAUUGUUUUUAUACAUUGCCAGUAAUUAUGGCCUUAUGUUCUUUAAUAAUUACAUUGGUCAAGAAGUAAUAGAUUAUAGCAACGAUAUAUUUAAGAAAAUAUGCAACACUCAGUGGUAUGCGGCUCCACUGAACAUACAAAAAUGCCUCGUGAUAAUAACAUAUCAAAGUCUAAAGACACCCGCAAUAACGUUAUGCUUUGGUCUAUUCUUACCGUCUUUGGAAGGCUUCGCUAAG